AUAUGGCGGAAGGAGUGACGCAACUUUGUGAACUCUGCAACAGAUUGCGAUUAUCAUUGUUUACAUCCUCGAAAUUGAGAAAUAUGCCUCCUGUGUUUCAUUUGAUUCUUGCAAGCCUUACGGGAGUUGCUGUGGCGCUGAUCGCGACGUACAUUCCCUCAAUAUGGAGGCCGUGGUUUUGGCGUCCAUCACUUGAAUCAUACGCACCUGGUUUCAAUCUUGUCUUAGCACCACAAACCGCUUUAGUGGAGAAAACUCCUUUGCAAGGGGAGGCUCUUCAUGCUCUUAAACUUGCUUUAGAAAUGAAUGGUGAAAGAAAAAGAGACAAAGCCUUGAAACUUUUCAAACAAGCUGAAGCAUUAUCACCUCAUCACCCUGAGAUUCUUUUACAUUAUGGGGAAUUUCUUGAAGAAGAUGAUGUAAUUCAUGCUGAGCAUCUUUAUACAAGAGCUCUAGCUGUUAGUCCUGAAAACUCCAGGGCAAUGGCAAACAGAGGAAGGACAUUACCCAAGGUACGACAGCUUGAUCAGGAAAUGCUUGAUAAGAUUGAUAAGAAAAGAGAUGAACUCUUCCGUGUUCCAAAAGGAAGCCUAGCUAUGAAAAGAGCUGUUACUGAGGCUUACUACAAACAUAUAUAUCACUCAAAUGCCAUUGAAGGUAACACAAUGACAUUAUCAAUGACAAGAGCAAUUGUGGAAACAAGAAUGGCAGUGCCUGGAAAGAGUAUAUUAGAGCACAAUGAAGUCUUAGGGCUUGACGAAGCAAUGAAAUUUGUCAAUGGGUCCCUACUCCAAAAACAAGAAAAAAUUACAUUAGAUGACGUUGUUGAAAUACACCGCCGCGUUUUGGGACAUGCUCACCCUUUGGAAGCUGGUAGAUUCAGAACCACACAGGUAUUUGUAGGGAAUCAUGUUCCCCCCGGCCCAAUGGAGAUUGAAAGACAUGUGAAUGAAUUUAAUGAAUGGCUUAUGUCCAGAGAACCUGAAAUGCUUCAUCCCAUAGAAUUUGCAGCUCUUGCGCAUUACAAACUUGUCUACAUUCAUCCAUUUACAGAUGGCAAUGGAAGAACUAGCAGACUGUUAAUGAAUUCCAUUUUGAUGCGAGCAGGGUUCCCUCCAGUUAUUAUUAGAUUUCAAGACAGAUACAAAUAUUAUGAAUACUUAGAUAUGGCCAAUCAUGGUGAUGUUAGACCUUUUAUAAGAUUUGUGGCCAGGUGUACAGAAAGAACCAUUGAUGAGUAUCUGUCGGUAACAACUAUUUAUCCAGUGGGUCAUGAGAAGCAUCCAGAGUUGACUGAUGCCCAUGACAUAAAUAGUGAAAAUACAUUUAAUGUGGAUAAAAAUUCACAAUAAUUAAAUAAAAAUUAGCUUGCCUUUUGUGCAGAAAUAUGCACAGAUAUUUGUCCACAGACAUUUCUGUUCUGAGAUGAGGACAGUUUUCCAAGAGCAAAGUUUAAGGAAAACUUUGAACUUUGUAGAACAAAUGAUGAUGUUGAAGGGCAAAUGUACGAGUAGAUUUUUGCACCAACUGGAGGCUAUUGUGUUUAUUGUCCUUCAAAUAUUUGUGCAGUGCAUGGGGAAAUCUCAAGGAACAGCUUCCUGUUUGCUGCAUGGGAUGUUUUCUUUUUAGUGAUUGCUGUUAUGACUUUAUGAACAAACAAACAUGUUACUUCCUCUUCUGUAACAGUAGCUGAACCAACUGCACACAAGCAAAAUUAUUUGAUGAAUUAUAAUAUCACAUUUAUUCUGGUGAUGUUAGGGAUAUUUUUUCAAAUUACACUGCAAAGAACAGUUUUACUGUUAAAAAUAUUUAAAGAAUAUAUACAGGAGGUGAAAUUGAGAUUCUUUUGUCCUUUUUUUUGGACAACCUUACUCAAAACAGCUGGAUAACUGCACCUGUAUGUGGUAACUCAGCCAAAAAUAUUAACUGAGCUGUAUUUAUAACCAAAUAUUGUACUAGAAAGGUCUAUUUAAUAGUUUAAAAUGUUAAUCACCAAAAAAACAAUACACAGGUUUAAAAAAUUAAUGAGAAUAUAUGUCAAAGUAUUUUAUUGAGAAAUCAAAGAGGUCUGACCUACAGGAGUCUUUUUCUACUUUAAUUAUCCACUCCUUCAAUUCAUUUCCUUCCCCUCCACACCCUCUCUGUGGUUUUAUGACAAGUGAUUCUGUAUGCAGAAGAAGUUCAGUGCACACUUGCAGAAUUCAGUUUGCAAAUUGAGACUGUUAGACCACACAUUUGUGGGUUUAAGAACCAGUUGGAUUUGGGAAUGGUUCUAGGAGCUGAGUGAAGUCCAAUUCUAUCUGUAAUCCUUCAAUUGAUUACAGAUUUGGAGAACAGCACAGUGGAGUCAGUUUUGUGAAGCAAGGAGUAUGAUUACAUGAAGUCCUGUUACCAAUUAGUCAUGACCAUUACAAUUAAAAAAAAAAAACAAAUACAUUCAGGGGAAAUGUCUCCAGUAAAGACAUUAUUUAAAGUUAAAAAACUCCUCCAUUUUGGAAACUCCCCUGUUUUAAUAGGAAAGUGCUUAUUGCCAUGGUAAUUAUUGUUAUCAAUUCUGUGAUCAGUGGAUUUAGCUAAGAUGACUUUGUAUGAUUGGCUGCUUUAACUUUCCAAAUACAGGUCUGAGUACAGCUAACUGUUCAAUCACACUGUCUGACCACAACUCUACAAAAUAAUUGGUGAAAAUAAAGCAGCUAAUGCACCAAUUACA
Molecule: messenger RNA, 2710 nt
Organism: Pocillopora damicornis (cauliflower coral)
Lineage: Eukaryota; Metazoa; Cnidaria; Anthozoa; Scleractinia; Pocilloporidae
Product: protein adenylyltransferase Fic
Molecular function (GO): protein binding
Source: RefSeq, a predicted model, not a curated record